AAGGACCUGUACUUGUAUCAGGCUGUGAGAAAUCCAAGCCAAUAUCAUCAAUGAUGACCAUAUUUUCAAUAACAUCCAACAAGUCUCUCUGUCAACAUUAGGUCGAAACAUCAAGAAAAAUCAAAUAUACAUGAAACAACUGUAUCGGGAACAAUUUGACAGAAAUUCAGAGAGAGGGAAACAUCUGUGCAAUGAGUAUGUGGAGAGAGUCUUGCAAAUGGAUGCUGCUGAAAUUCAACAUGAAUUUAUAUAUGUGGAUGAGGCUGGAUUUAACCUUGCAAAAACAAGAAGAAGAGGGAGAAAUGUAAUUGGGCACAGGGCAAUCACCAAUGUGCCAGGGCAGCGAGGGGGUAACAUCACCCUUGGCGCUGCUAUCACACAAAAUGGGGUCCUCCACCACCAUGCAAAUCUGGGACCCUAUAAUCCAAAUCUAAUACUUGCAUUUCUUGACAGAUUGCACGAGAUUGUCACAGCAUUAAACCAAGUGGACCAGAUGCGGUACAUUGUCGUUUGGGACAAUGUCUCAUUCCAUCGGGCUGCUCUGGUCCAGAAUUGGUUCCAUGAGCACCCUGAAUUUGAAGUAUUAUACCUUCCCCCAUACUCCCCCCUUCCUGAAUCCAAUAGAUUUUUUUCAGCAUGGCGGUGGAAGGUAUACAACCUGCGGCCAUAUGACGGUUUGCCCCUCAUUCAGGCCAUGGAGCAGGCCUGUGAUCAUAUCGAAGCAGCUUCUGUGCAGGGGUAGAUUUGUCACAGGCGAUUCUUCCAAUGGUGGCUUGCCAAUGAAGACAUAGCCUGUGAUGUGGAUGAAAUCUUAUGGCCUGAUCCAGCCAGAC
Messenger RNA from Cyprinus carpio (common carp), 833 nucleotides. RefSeq lists its product as uncharacterized. The transcript is spliced from 2 exons. Lineage: Eukaryota; Metazoa; Chordata; Actinopteri; Cypriniformes; Cyprinidae. Bases 131 to 742 code for a protein of 203 amino acids. The record is from RefSeq and is a predicted model, not a curated record.